AUGGCAGCCACCAGCAACAGCGGCGCGGCCGCCGCGACACCCAACAACGCGGCGGAGGAGACGACGGCGAAGGCGGCGCACAAGAGGUACGAAGGGCUGAUGAUGGUGAGGAAUAAGGCGGUAAAGGGGAAAGGGGCUUGGUAUUGGGCUCACCUGGAGCCCAUGUUGGUUCACAACGCCGACACCGGACUCCCUAAAGCCGUCAAGCUCCGGUGUUCCCUCUGCGACGCCGUCUUCUCCGCCUCCAACCCUUCCCGCACCGCCUCCGAGCACCUCAAGCGCGGCACCUGCCCCAAUUUCAACUCCUCCCUUCCCAAACCCAUCUCCUCUGUCUCUCCCACCGCCGCUCUGCCGUCCCCUGGCGGCGCCUCCACCGCGGCCACGUCGUACCAGCUCAGCCCCAGCCCGCUAACCGUCGUGGAUCCGUCCAGGUUCACCGGCGAAUCCGCCGUCAUGCCACAUCAUCAUCAUCACCAACACCACCACCAGCCGCAUUUGAUGCUGUCCGGCGGAAAAGACGAUUUGGGUCCGCUUGCAAUGUUGGAAGACAGCGUAAAGAAGCUGAAGAGUCCCAAGACUUCUCCAGGUCCAGCUCUGAGCAAAACCCAAAUCGACUCCGCCGUCGAACAUUUGGCCGAUUGGGUGUACGAAUCGUGCGGCGCUGUUUCGUUCUCCAGCCUGGAGCACCCAAAGUUCCGAGCUUUUCUGCACCAGGUCGGGCUCCCGGCGGUCUCCAGGCGCGAUUUCGCCGGUGGGAGGCUGGACAUCAAGUACGAGGAAGCCAGAGCAGAGUCCGAGGCUAGGAUUCGAGAAGCGAUGUUCUUCCAGAUUGCCUCCGACGGCUGGAAGAGGGUGGACCCCAAUUUGGUCAAUUUGACCGUCAAUUUGCCCAACGGAACGAGUCUCUACCGCCGCGCCGUGUUUGUUACAGGCUCGUCGCCGUCAAGCUACGCAGAGGAUGUUCUGUGGGAGACAGUGAGAGGAAUCUGCGGGAAUGUCGGUCAACAGUGCGCUGGAAUUGUGGCGGACAGAUUCAAGACGAAAGCAUUGAGGAGUCUGGAGAAUCAGCAUCACUGGAUGGUCAAUCUAAGCUGCCAGCUUCAAGGGUUUACGAGCUUGAUCAAGCAUUUCGCCAGAGAGCUUCCCCUGUUCAAAUUGGUCGCGGAGAAUUGCGUAAAGGUAGCAACUUUCGUCAACAGUCAACAGCAAAUCAGGACCACCUUCCACAAGUACCAACUGCAGGAGUAUGGUUAUUCAGGAUUGCUCAGAGUUCCCUUGCCUGGGUCUAAACAUAUCGAUUUCGCCUCUGUUUUCUCGAUGCUCGAUGAUAUACUCUGUUCCUCCAGGGCAUUGCAGUUAGUCCUUUUGGAUGAAUGUUACAAAUUGGUGUUAUCCAUGGAGGAGCCGGAAGCUAGAGAAGUGGCCGAAUUGAUUGGAGAUGUCGGUUUUUGGAACGAAUUAGAGGCGGUCCAUUCUUUGAUCAAGCUGAUCAAAGACAUGGCUGGUGAGAUUGAGGCAGAGAGGCCACUAGUUGGACAAUGCUUGCCGCUGUGGGAAGAGCUGAGGGCCAAAGUGAAGCAAUGGUGUGACAAAUUCAGCAUUUCUGAGGUUGAACCGGUAGAGAAAGUGAUCGAGAACCGGUUCAGGAAGAAUUACCACCCAGCCUGGGCGGCUGCAUACAUACUCGAUCCUCUCUACUUGCUAAGGGACUCGAGCGGGAAGUACCUUCCGCCGUUCAAGUACUUGACGCCCGAGCAAGAGAAGGACGUCGACAAGCUCAUAACCCGGCUCGUCUCGAGGGAGGAAGCUCACAUUGCAUUGAUGGAGUUGAUGAAGUGGAGGACCGAAGGGCUCGACCCGGUUUAUGCACGAGCAGUUCAAAUGAAGGAUCGCGAUCCGGUUAGUGGGAAGAUGAGGCUUGCUAACCCUCAAAGCAGUAGGCUUGUUUGGGAGACUUAUUUGACUGAGUUCAAGUCGUUAGGGAAAGUUGCGGUUAGGCUGAUUUUCCUUCAUGCCACGGCUUGUGGGUUUAAGUGCAAUUGGUCAUUGUUGAGAUGGAUUUGUAGUAGCCAUGGCAGUCAGUCAAGAGCAGCAAUGGAGAAGGCAGAGAAGCUGGUGUUCGUUGCAGCUCAUUCCAAGUUAGAAAGGCGCGAUUUUUCGGCCGAUGAAGAUAAAGAUGCAGAGCUUUUUGCCAUGGGGAGUGCAGAGGAUGAUGUGCUGAAUGAUGUUCUUGUUGAUACUUCCUCAGUGUAA
Molecule: messenger RNA, 2253 nt
Organism: Linum tenue
Lineage: Eukaryota; Viridiplantae; Streptophyta; Magnoliopsida; Malpighiales; Linaceae
Source: the annotation of a GenBank genome assembly